Pteronotus mesoamericanus is the source of this 4800-nucleotide messenger RNA. RefSeq names its product ADAM metallopeptidase with thrombospondin type 1 motif 12 (gene ADAMTS12). Bases 16 to 4800 code for a protein of 1594 amino acids. The transcript is spliced from 24 exons. Gene Ontology annotation, molecular function: metalloendopeptidase activity. NCBI's taxonomy places the organism in Eukaryota, Metazoa, Chordata, Mammalia, Chiroptera, Mormoopidae. Gene Ontology annotation, biological process: proteolysis; extracellular matrix organization. Gene Ontology annotation, cellular component: extracellular matrix. The record is from RefSeq and is a predicted model, not a curated record.
CCCAACAACUGAAUCAUGCCAUGUGCCCAGGGGAGCUGGCUUGCAAACCUCUCGGUGGUGGCUCAGCUCCUGACCUUUGGGGGCCUGUGCUAUGGCAGACACCCGCAGCCCGGCCAGGUGCGCUUCCCGGACAGGAGGCAAGAGCAUUUCGUCAAGGCCCUGCCAGAAUACCACGUGGUGGCACCCGUCCGAGUAGAUGCGCAGGGGCAUUUUCUGUCAUAUGGCUUGCACCAUGCCUUCACCAGCAGCAGGAGGAAGAGGGCCGUGGAUGGCCCAGAGGACCGGGUAUAUUACAGAAUUUCGCAUGAGGAGAAGGACCUGCUUUUCAACUUGACAGUCAAUCAGGGAUUUCUUUCCAAGAGCUACAUCGUGGAGAGAAGGCAUGGAAACCUCUCCCACGUUAAGAUGGUGGCUUCCUCCGCGCCCCCCUGCCACCUCAGGGGUACAGUCCUGCAGCAAGGCUCCAGAGUGGGGACUGCAGCCCUCAGCUCCUGCCAUGGCCUGACUGGACUUUUCCAUCUGCCACAUGGAGACUUUUUUAUUGAGCCUGUCAAAGAGCAUCCUCGGGCUGAGGGAGACCACCACCCACACAUCAUCUACAGGAGGCCGAGGAAGGAGCCAACCUGCGGGUUAAAGGACGGCCCUGGCACCCCCCAGGAGCUGGCUCUGCAGCGAGAGAGGUGGGAGAGGAACACGUCGCCCCGCCGGAGCCUCUCCCGGCGUUCCAUCAGCAAAGAGAGAUGGGUGGAGACGCUGGUGGUGGCAGACACGAAGAUGGUUGAGUAUCACGGCAGUGAGAACGUGGAGUCCUAUAUCCUCACCAUCAUGAACAUGGUCACUGGGUUGUUCCAUAACCCAAGCAUUGGCAAUGCAAUUCACAUUGUUGUGGUUCGGCUCGUCCUACUUGAGGAGGAAGAGCAAGGACUGAAAAUAGUUCACCAUGCAGAGAAGACACUGUCCAGCUUCUGUAAGUGGCAAAAGAGCAUCAAUCCCAAGAGUGACCUCAACCCCGCCCAUCACGAUGUGGCCGUCCUUCUCACCAGGAAAGACAUCUGUGCAGGAGUCAAUCGCCCCUGCGAGACCCUGGGCCUGUCCCACCUGUCGGGAAUGUGCCAACCUCACCGGAGCUGUAACAUCAAUGAAGACUCGGGCCUCCCUCUGGCGUUCACCAUUGCCCACGAGCUCGGACACAGCUUCGGCAUCCAGCACGACGGGAAGGAGAACGACUGUGAGCCCGUGGGCAGGCACCCGUACAUCAUGUCGCGCCAGCUCCAGUACAACCCCAGCCCGCUGACGUGGUCCAAGUGCAGCAAGGAGUACAUCACCCGCUUCCUGGACCGAGGCUGGGGGUUCUGUCUUGAUGACAUGCCCCAAAAGAAAGGCUUGAAGUCCAAGGUCAUUGCUCCUGGAGUGAUCUAUGAUGUUCACCACCAGUGCCAGCUGCAGUAUGGCCCCAACGCCACCUUCUGCCAGGAAGUAGAAAAUGUUUGCCAGACGCUGUGGUGCUUGGUGAAAGGCUUUUGUCGCUCUAAGCUGGACGCUGCUGCGGACGGGACAAGGUGUGGCGAGAAGAAGUGGUGCAUGGCUGGCAAGUGCAUCACAGUGGGGAAGACACCAGAGAGCAUCCCUGGAGGCUGGGGCCGCUGGUCGCCCUGGUCCCACUGCUCCAGAACAUGUGGGGCCGGAGCCCAGAGCGCGGAGAGGCUCUGCAACAACCCCGAACCAAAGUUUGGAGGCAAGUACUGCACCGGAGAAAGAAAGCGCUACCGCUUGUGCAACGUGCACCCCUGCCGCCCAGGUGCACCAACAUUCCGGCAGAUGCAGUGCAGUGAGUUUGACACAGUCCCCUACAAGAAUGAAUUCUACAACUGGUUUCCAGUUUUUAAUUCAGCACAUCCUUGUGAGCUCUACUGCCGACCUGUAGAUGGCCAGUUUUCCGAGAAAAUGCUGGAUGCUGUCAUUGAUGGCACCCCUUGCUUUGAAGGAGGCAACAGCAGAAAUGUCUGUAUUAAUGGCAUAUGUAAGAGCGUCGGCUGUGACUAUGAGAUCGAUUCCAACGCCACGGAGGAUCGCUGCGGCGUGUGCCUUGGGGACGGCUCUGCCUGCCAGACUGUGAGGAAGAUGUUUAAACAGAAAGAAGGAUCUGGUUAUGUUGACAUUGGCCUGAUUCCAAAAGGAGCAAGAGACAUACGGGUGAUGGAGGUGAAGGGAGCUGGAAACUUUCUGGCCAUCAGGAGUGAAGACCCCGAAAAAUAUUACCUCAAUGGAGGCUUUAUUAUCCAGUGGAAUGGGAACUACAAGCUCGCAGGGACAGUCUUUCAAUAUGACCGGAAAGGAGACCUGGAGAAACUGAUGGCCACAGGUCCCACCAAUGAGUCCGUGUGGAUCCAGCUUCUAUUCCAGGUGACUAACCCUGGCAUCAAGUAUGAGUACACAAUCCGGAAAGAUGGCGUUGACAACGACGUGGAGAAGCUGAUGUACUUCUGGCAGUAUGGCCACUGGACAGAGUGCAGUGUGACAUGCGGGACAGGUAUCCGCCGCCAGACUGCCCACUGCAUGAAGAAAGGCCAUGGAAUGGUGAAAGCUACGUUCUGUGACCCAGAAACACAGCCCAACGGGAGACAGAAGAAGUGCCACGAAAAGGACUGUCCCCCCAGGUGGUGGGCAGGGGAGUGGGAAGCGUGCUCGACGACAUGCGGGCCCCACGGGGAGAAGGCGCGAACAGUGCUCUGCAUUCAGACUGUGGGCUCCGAUGAGCAGGCUCUGCCGGCCAAAGACUGCCAACACCUGCUGAAGCCCAAGGCCCUCGUUUCCUGCAACAGAGACAUCUUGUGUCCAUCGGACUGGACAGUAGGCAACUGGAGUGAGUGUUCCGUGUCCUGUGGUGGUGGAGUGCGGAUUCGCAGUGUCACAUGUGCCAAGAACCACGACGAGCCCUGCGACGUGACAAGAAAGCCCAACAGCCGAGCUCUGUGUGGCCUCCAGCAAUGCCCGUCCAGCCGGAGAAUUCUGAAACCCAGCAAAGGGCCAGUGUUCAACGGGAAAAGGCCGCCCACAUCUGAGCACGACCCGUUAAAGCCCAUCCCACCAACGACGCCCAGUCCCAGGAUGCUGACCACGCCCACAGUGCCUGAGCCCGUGACCACAGGUGCUCCGGCAAUCCACAGCCCCCGUCCCACUGCAGCCUCCAAAGACCUGGAUGGGAAACGGUGGCCGAACAGUUCCACCCAGACCGCUCUGGACACCCAUGAUGUCAUUUCCACUGGAACUACUUCCCAGCCCUUCCUCACCACCUGGUCCCUGAGUAUCCAAUCAAAGGAAGAGAAUGUAUCCAAUUCAGACCCCGGUCCUACCUCAGAGGGAGACCUUUUAGCCACAACCGAGAGUGGUUUGGACUUGUCAUCUUCCAGCAGCUCCGUGACUUGGCAGGUGACUCCAUUUUACAAUACCUUGAGCAAAGAGCCAGACACAGAGGUUCCUAGUGGCUCAGGGGAAGACAGGGAACAACCUGAGAACACAGAUGGAAACAACUCUGUAACAUGGACCAAGACCAUAGCACCGGGAAAUGAUGCUUCAGGGGGAAGAAGUACAGGAAUGCCACUUGGACCUCCGCCAACGCCUUAUCUCUCGGAGGCAUCCUUGUGGCCACCUGUCAGCACAGUGACAGAAGGACUGCUACCCAGCCAGGGGCCCACUACACUCAAAAAUGGCACACCCAGGGCCGAGGGGAUGGUCACCGGAAAGCCAGUGAACACCCCUCUCCCCCUGGGGGGAGACCACCAGACAGCACCCUCAGAAAAGCCGGUAAACCACCACCCCCCAGCACUUCCAAGCAACAUGAACCUGACAGAGAGUUCUGGACCAGUCCUGACCGAGGAAGAUGCAACCAGUCUGAUCGCUGAGGGGUUUUUGCUGAAUGUCUCCAAUUACAAGCCGCUCUCGAGGGGCCACAGCUCUGCGCACUGGGUCGUUGGAAACUGGAGUGAGUGUUCCACCACGUGCGGGCUGGGGGCCUACUGGCGACGUGUGGAGUGCAGCACCCAGGUGGACGCCGACUGUGCAGCCAUUCAGAGGCCUGACCCCGCCAAGAGAUGCCACCUCCGCCCCUGCGCCGGCUGGAGAGUGGGCAACUGGAGCAAGUGCUCCAGGAACUGCAGCGGCGGCUUCCAGAUCCGGGAAGUGCAGUGUGUGGACAGCCGGGACCAGCAGAGCCUGAGGCCAUUUCACUGCCAGUUCCUGGCUGGCCUUCCUCCUCCGAUGAGCAAGCGCUGUCACCCGGAGCCCUGCGAGGACUGGCAGGUGGAGCCCUGGAGCCAGUGUUCCAGGUCCUGUGGAGGCGGAGUGCAGAGGAGGGCAGUGGCUUGUCCGAGCGGCCUCUGUGAUGAGGCAAAGAGGCCCGUGUCCACUGCACCCUGCCACGGGCCCCCCUGCUGUCACUGGGCCACGGGGAACUGGAACCUGUGCACUGCUUCCUGUGGAGGUGGCUUUCAGAAGAGGACUGUCCGCUGUGUUUCCUCAGAGGACAAUAAAACCGAUGAUCAAGGCCAAUGCCUGUGCGAUCAUGAACCCAGACCUCCCGAACUCCGAAAAUGCAAUCGGCAGGCCUGCAGGAAGAGAGCUGACGUGAUUUGCACCAAAGACAACUUAUCAGCCAGGUUCUGCCAGACACUGAAAACCAUGCAGAAAUGCUCUGUGCCCACCGUGCGGGCUCAGUGCUGCCUCUCAUGUUCCCAGACACACGUCAUCCACACCCAAAGGCCAAGAAAGCCACAGUCGCUCAAGAACCCCAAUGCAUACUGA